Lates calcarifer (barramundi perch) is the source of this 1438-nucleotide messenger RNA. RefSeq lists its product as uncharacterized. The record is from RefSeq and is a predicted model, not a curated record. NCBI's taxonomy places the organism in Eukaryota, Metazoa, Chordata, Actinopteri, Centropomidae. The transcript has 2 exons. Gene Ontology annotation, biological process: cell surface receptor signaling pathway; immune response; negative regulation of T cell proliferation. The coding region runs from base 94 to 1077 and encodes 327 amino acids. Gene Ontology annotation, cellular component: external side of plasma membrane.
ACCCCACCCCAGCCGAGGAAGUGUCGUGACACGUGACCCUCCCGUAUAAACAGCUGUGUGUCUCAGAAGUGUCAGACGCCUCCUCCACAGCUGAUGAUCAUGGAUCUGCUGCUCUGUUCGUUCAUUCUUCUGUUUCCUGUCAUCCCCGCUUCUGGAAACUUUAUCCAGAAGUUUACAGGAGACACAGUUCACAUCCCAGUGGAGACGCGCUGUGCGGCAAGACAGACAACCAGACUUCUUCACGUGCGCAAAGGUGCCAGCGCUCACCUGGUGGCUACUCUGGACGGGGUCUGGAAACCUGGUCCAGGUUACGAGGACAGGUUGGAUCGAAACGGUUCCGUCGUCUUGAAAAGUGCAAACAUUAACGAUAACGGAGUGUACGAGCUAACCUGCGGUGACAAUGUUGUUGCACACACACAGCUGAGUGUCCGCGUGCUCAUUGAACUGCCGGUGCCCGAGGGGAAACCGGUGAAGGUCCCGUGCUUCUUCGUCACUGCAGGUGAGCCUGUGGAGUACGUGCAGUGGGAAAAAGACGGGAAGCUGGUGCUGAGGAUGACCGACUCAGGAGGCAUCACACGCGGUGCAGAGUCUGAGGGAGUGUCUGUGUCACCGGACUGGAUCAGACUGGGGGACCUGUCUCUGAUUAUACCGCGGGUCCGGCUGACACACAGCGGAGUCUACACCUGCACCGUGCACACGCGCGGUGAAGAGAAGACGAAACGGGGAAACCCUGAGGCGGUGAAGCUGAACGUUACACAGAGGACCGCGGACCUACAAGUCCCUGUCCACACACCACCACCAGUGAGGAGGCCGACACAGUGCCCCACCUGGACAUGGACACCAGUCAUCAUAACUGCAGCUGUGACAUCUGUUCUUAUUGCACCUUCAGCCAUUUUGGUUUUCUGGUUCCUGAAGAAUAGAAGGUGCUGUGGCCGACACCGGAAAGGCGAGGAAGAGAAGGAGGAAGAGGAAGAGGAAAGAAGGGUUGAAGGGGAUGGAGAAGCAAUGAGACACAACCAGCAGAACACAGAAAUGCUAAGGUUAAAUGGGCACAAAUCACCAGCCAUUAUUUUAUGAAUGUUUUGUAAUUACACAUGCUCUGUCAAAAAUGUAUUUUUACUUAUUUUAUAUAAAGAAAACUAUUUUUAACUAUUACACUUGUUUACACUGGAAAAAUCAAUUCUGUAUUAUGUAUUAUGAACUGCAGUGUUUCAGCUACUAAUGUAGGGACUAGUGAGUGCUGGACAUGUCGAGUUGUUUUACAGUGCAGCAGGAAAUAGAUCUUUGAAGUCCUGUUCUCCUUAACACGUACAACAGUGAAGCAGUGUCUGUCCCACCCUCCUUCAGUUUCCUACAUUACAUCCUCCACCAGCGUUCAUCAUUCCCAGCAGAAAAAAAUCACACGUUGGUUCCUCUGAUAAAGGUUCGAUUACAAUCA